AUAAGUUCGUUGGCCAAGGCGAAGCCCAAAUUAGUGCACCCACAGGCCAGUGCCAGAGCGGAUCUUCUCCAGAUUUCGAUCAUCCGCUAUGCAGUUGAUCUACUUGACGCUGGGAUUGGGGCUGAUCUUCACCACUGCCCCGCAGGCGGCCAUCAUCCCACUGACCCUGAUCAAAAACGAAGUUGGAGACACGGAGAAGUUCGGUUACCUGGAAUUCAAGCCCAAUGGAUCACUGAUCCUCAGAAGGGCGCCUAAUGAGAGUGGCAGUAAUCUACAGGACCUGCUAAUGCUGCGAGGAGUACUGCAGGCUCUUAAAGCGAAUCCCUCAAAAAUAUCGGAUACCGGUAGCGAAACACGAUUGAACCUAAGGAUCUAUGGAGAUGGAGUGGAGCACAAGUUUCCGCCCCUACUGGAGAAUAUCAUCCAGCGCAUUCAAACGUAUUUUUCGGUCUACCGCUUUACGGAUACCAGCAAGCCCGGUGGAUUCCAGCGAAUUGAACUUACCACACAGCCGGCGGAGGAUUCCCCGGAUAUAACCACCAUAAAAGCCGCGAACGAUGAUGAACUGAUAGUAGUAGGAGAGCAGGAUGCGUACAUUACAGUGGGGGAUGAUACAGACUAG
This is a messenger RNA of Drosophila santomea, 622 nucleotides long. RefSeq lists its product as uncharacterized. Lineage: Eukaryota; Metazoa; Arthropoda; Insecta; Diptera; Drosophilidae. The transcript has a single exon. The coding region runs from base 89 to 622 and encodes 177 amino acids. The record is from RefSeq and is a predicted model, not a curated record.